AUGGAGUCUACAGAUCACUUAGCAGAACAUAUUACAAUUGAUCAAAUUAUUCAGAAAAUAUGGACUAACUGUAGUGGCCUCGGCAAGGAAGGUAAUAAGUCAACAAAGAAUAUUUUGACUGAUGAAGAAAUAAUGUAUGUCCUAGCAUUGAUCCGACAAGAGGAAGAUCAAACUCCAACUAUAAGAGAAUUAGUCCUUGAAGAUCCUAACAUAAUCGAAAUCGAUGGACCUGUCACUGUUGUAGGAGAUAUUUUUGCAAAAAUAGGAGACCUUCUCAGAAUAUUUGAAUAUGGAGGAUUACCUCCGUCUACUACCUAUUUAUUUCUAGGGAAUUAUGUAGAUCAUGGUUACAGAGGAAUUGAAGUAAUUUGCUUGCUAUAUGCAUAUAAGAUAAAAUAUCCUAAAGCGAUUUAUCUCCUGAGAGGGAACCAUGAAUUCAAAAGUGUAAAUCGCAUUUGUGGCUUUUUCUAUGAAUGAAAGAAACGGUAUUGAGUCCGUGUAUGGAAAGCCUUUGCAAAAUCAUUCCAAUACCUCUCAGCUGCAGCUAUCAUCAACGAUUCAAUAUUCUGCACGCACGGCGGUAUAAUCCCAGAACUCCUCCAAAAAGACGGCCUUGAGACUCUCUCAAGCAUCCCUCGUGUCGUAGACGGUACAGAUAACCCUCUUCUCCUCAACAUGUGCUUCUCCUCUCCAUCUCCUAAAAUCUCUUCCUUCUCACCUAAUGAAAUCUCAUACGGCACCCACUUCGGCAUGAAAGCCCUUACUACCUUCCUCAAUGUCCAUUCCUUCAGUGCUAUUGUCCGAAGUCAUAGCCUACAAGAAGACGGCUUCAAAGCCCACUUUGGUGGGCUUUGAACGACCGUCUUCUCAGCAGCGAACUUCAGAGAAGCUCAUAGCAACUUUGGUGCGAUCUUACAAAUCUCAGAGUUCAAUGAAAUAGAACAUAAGCAGUUCAGUUCAUGAGUUAAGUAUUCACGCAAGAACAAAGUUAAGUUUGGAUUUUAA
Moneuplotes crassus is the source of this 1005-nucleotide messenger RNA. The record is from the annotation of a GenBank genome assembly. Lineage: Eukaryota; Ciliophora; Spirotrichea; Euplotida; Euplotidae.